This is a messenger RNA of Betta splendens (Siamese fighting fish), 1627 nucleotides long. Its product is annotated as endothelin-3. The transcript has 4 exons. The record is from RefSeq and is a predicted model, not a curated record. Gene Ontology annotation, molecular function: hormone activity; endothelin B receptor binding. Gene Ontology annotation, biological process: vein smooth muscle contraction; intracellular calcium ion homeostasis; regulation of vasoconstriction. The coding region runs from base 207 to 731 and encodes 174 amino acids. Gene Ontology annotation, cellular component: extracellular region. Lineage: Eukaryota; Metazoa; Chordata; Actinopteri; Anabantiformes; Osphronemidae.
UGUUCAGUGGGUGGGGCGGAACCCACGGGGUGAGGAACGUGGAUGCAAUUAAAAGCCGUGCAUGAGGCUCGAGAGCAGCAGCGGCGCUACUGCUGUUCGGCACCGACGCACGACGAUGUUCCACCUGGAUUAACGCGCAAAGCCGACGACGCGUGGACUCCGGAAGCGUUUCCUCCCAGCGCCUUGAACCUCCCGCUGCUUGUGUGAUGGCUGCGGUGUCUUCUGAUGUAGGACUUUGGCUUCUCGUCGUGGUGACCGCAUCUUUGGCAAACGGUUCUUCAUGGAUCGCAGACGUCAGCCCGAGCAGCGAGGCUGAGGCCGCGCUGAGCACGGCCCCUCAGCCAAGAGCCGCCUCUGAGGCCGAGGUGGAGCCCAGCGCCGCCGGCGAGCUGCCGGGAGCCAGGAGGCGUCAGAAGAGAUGCACGUGCUACACGUACAAGGACAAGGAGUGCGUGUAUUACUGCCACCUGGACAUCAUCUGGAUCAACACACCAGAGCACACGGUGCCGUACGGCAUGUCCAGCUACCGGGGCUCCGUGCGCACCAGACGUGCUGCCAGGGCCGAGCAGGGGCCGAGGCCGGGGGGGGGGGCCCGUCGCUGCGCCUGCACGCUGGAGUCCGACCCUGGCUGCAGCAACUUCUGCAUGGACAGCAGUCACAGGACACCACAGCAGCCACCGGACCAGAGGACAGGAGCUCCCAGUCAGCCUGGAAUCAACAGUGGACCAUGACGACCUGAGGCCCACUGUCUUUGCUGAAGACAUUCCCUCAUUUAGAAGACGCUGCGUGUCCAACCGCACAUCUGUAGAUAGAUGCCAGUUUGUCCUGUGCUGAGUGCCUAGUCAUCAGACUGACGGGUGGAGAACUGCAGGUCGGGAGGGGCAACAGCCGAGUGAAUGCCCCCAGCGCUCUGCGCCUGCGCCUGCGUCUGCACCUGGGUCUGCGCCUGCGUCUGCGUAUGCGUCUGCGUCUGCUCAACAGGUGUAGGCAACGUUUUUAUUACCCUGUCGCCGCUGAGGACGGUUUGUGUGGAGCGUUGAAGUAAAAAGUGUUCCUGUGGAAGCCACUUCUAGAGACUGAUCACACGGAAGCAAAGGGAGUGUAUGAAAUAUGCCAGCAUUCUUACGGUGACUGUUCUCUGUGCAUGGAGCUAUUACGUUCCAAAGUUAAUUCUACUAAAUAACUCCUCUAAUUCUAAUAAGCUAUAUUCAUGCCAAGUGGACAGUAUAUGAAAUUUCUUUCUGUAUUCACAGGCUUUAAUUUAUAUUUUGGUACAAGACUGUAACUGUGUAUAAUAAUGUUGAGGCUUAGCCCUCUGAGACAAUAGAUGGUACAUGUGGGACCUUGUAUUUAGCAUUUUUUCAUUCCAACCAUGCGGACGGACAAAUGUCACAGGAAGUAAAUAAUAAAUGAGCAGUAUUGCAGGACAAAAGCAUGGGUUGCUCACUCCGGUUUUAUUUAAGCAUAUUUAAAAUGAAACAGCCGGACUUACUUUACAUCCACAAACAUUGAGCUUAUUGUUUUACAUUAUUAUUUACUACACUUCAGAUUGUUACCUUAUUGUAUUGUGGUUGAUUUUGUUUGCCAUUUUAACCCUGACCCAAUAAAAAGUCUGUCAUGUCUGAAA